Electrophorus electricus (electric eel) is the source of this 615-nucleotide messenger RNA. RefSeq names its product armadillo like helical domain containing 2. The record is from RefSeq and is a predicted model, not a curated record. NCBI's taxonomy places the organism in Eukaryota, Metazoa, Chordata, Actinopteri, Gymnotiformes, Gymnotidae.
AUGACCAAGUGGCUAACUUUGCUUUAUUACAAAUGCAUCCAACCUUACCUCUUUCCUCAUGACGAGGAGUCAGAUCAAGACCACAGGAAUCUACACCUCAGGAAGAUCCAGCUGGCUGGACAUGAUAUCCAGAACACAGAGCUGCCAAUAGCCAAGAGGGUGGAUGCAGCUUAUGUCCUUGGAAUUCUAAGCUAUACUGGAGGUUAUGCAGCUGCAAGAGAAGGUGGAGAAUUUAUGCAAACCAUGGUGGACUUCCUGAAUACACCCAACCUCUCAGAUGCACAGAUCACCACAGUUCUGGAAGGACUGAGUGGAGUCUGCCAUCUUCAUGUUUCCAACCAGCUUUUGGCCCAUUCCAUGGGUCUACUCAACAUCCUGCAAUUUUUUGUAUCUCCAACUAGUCAGCUCUCCACCAAAGCCAAGCUCUGGAGCUGUUACCUCCUCAACAUUCUAUGCUGCAACAUUCCAGUCAUCAAAAGCCUAAAGAGUUCACCAGGCCUCCAAGUGAAUCUGGAAAGUUUACAGAACCUCAACAACUGGACUAGUUGGGACAAAAACUAUGCUGAGGAGUUGCUCUACAUUUUAGAAUUCUGGCCACCCAGCUAUAAACCUUGA